AUGGAUACCUCCAGGAGUUGGAUGUAUGCUAGGAAGCUUCCAAAUGGACUAUUGAAUCCAGAGUUUCUUAGUGGGUUGGAAGCAUUUAUCAAUUUUGCUUGUAGUAAGCCAGAAUUUAUGGACGAGAGUAAAAUAAGAUGUCCGUGUGCAAAGUGCAUAAAUCGAAAGUACCUACUUGUGGAUGAUGUCAAAUUUCAUCUUGUUAGUAAGGGGUUUAGACCUAACUAUCUAAAAUGGACUGCACAUGGUGAAUCAUUGUGUUCUUCAACGUAUGCCAUUGAGGUCAAUGUUCCAAGGCAAGAACAUUUCCAUGGUGACACUAACCCAUACCGUAAUAUGGUGUUUGAUGUUGCUGGUCCCCAUUUUCAAAAUGCUAUGGCGAAUUUUCCUUCACUAGAUAAUGAAGUUGAUAAUAUGGAAGAACUGCCAAAUCCAGAAUCGAAAAAAUUUUAUGAUAUGCUAAAAGCAACUGAAGAGGAAUUGUGGUCUGGUUGUGAGAGGCAUUCACAAUUAUCUGCCGUAGCUCGAAUGUUGCAUAUUAAGUCAGAAAAUCACUUGUCCGAGAAAUGCUAUGACCAGAUUGUGAAUUUUGUGAGGGAAGUUUUACCAGAUGAAAAUAAGUUUGUUGAUAGUUUUUACAAGACGAAGAAGCUUAUACGGGGAUUGGGUCUACCUGUGGAAAAAAUUGACUGUUGCAAGCUUGGUUGCAUGAUAUAUUGGGGAAAUGAUAAUAUUUUAACUAAAUGCAAAUUUUGUGGGCUGCCAAGAUACAAGCCUCGAAGGGGAUCAAGUAAGACAAAUGUAGCAUGGAAGAGGAUGUAUUAUUUUCCUUUGACACCAAGGCUUCAGAGACUCUAUGCUUCUGAGGCAACAGCUGCAAAAAUGCGGUUAUUAAAAUAA
Molecule: messenger RNA, 900 nt
Organism: Hevea brasiliensis (rubber tree)
Lineage: Eukaryota; Viridiplantae; Streptophyta; Magnoliopsida; Malpighiales; Euphorbiaceae
Exons: 1
Coding region: 1-900 (299 amino acids)
Source: RefSeq, a predicted model, not a curated record